Messenger RNA from Paramuricea clavata, 5702 nucleotides. Lineage: Eukaryota; Metazoa; Cnidaria; Anthozoa; Malacalcyonacea; Plexauridae. The record is from the annotation of a GenBank genome assembly.
GAUUUUUGAGGACCAUGCUGCUAUGAGAUUGAUUAAACAACUUGUUGUCAAUUGCUGUAAUGAAGGAUGUAGUUGGCAGGGAUGUCUCAGUUCUCUGCUGCAGGUACAGCCUUUCUUGUUUUGGCUUUUAUUAAUUGUUUCUCAUUCUUGUACAUAAUGAGUUAAUAUAUAUACAUUAAGCCACUUCAUACUUAUAAGUCAAAACUUAAUAUGCAGGCUUUAAAAUACAUAAGGCAAUUAUUUCAAAUGUAGGGUCAUCAGAAUAAUUGCAACUUUUCGAUACGCCGUGGCGAUGAUCUUGAUAAAAAAGUGGAACAAUUGGUGCAAACACUAGAAACCCAACUCAUGCUGAAAAUAUCAACUUUGGAAAUAAAGGUGACCAUUUGUGAUCAUGCACAUAAUAUUAUAUAUUUUGCAGUUGUGAUUUAGUGACUUUCCUUAACAUUUGUUUCAUUGCUUGUAAUUUAUAUAAUUAUUAAUUCAUAUAGCAUCAACAAGAUAUUAAAGAACUUAAAUUGAAGGUAUAAAAAUAAGUUUCCACGUGUUGCAAUACAGGACUGCCAACCCUGGAAGUUUUCAAAUCUGGAGAAUUGAUAUUCCAUUGAAAUCGAUGACGUCACGUCGGAAAUGACGUCAUUAUCGAAAAGCCAACUAUGCAGUUGUAUAUACCUGCUAGUAUAUAGAUAUAUACACUGGUUUAUUGUCAAACUUCAUUAUCAACACAAAUAACUGUUGAUUUCAAGUUUCACAUAUUAUGUACUAUUUUAAUAAAAUAUCGACAUCUUUAAUGGCGUCAAUACGGGUAAAAAACCCCUGUAAGAUGAAGUGUUUACGGAAAAUGGCGCCAUUCAACCGCUGAUUAAAAGCAACGCAGGCAGCAACGAAAGAAUUUUAUUUUUCCAACAAAACGAAGUUUUAAUGUUCAACGCAAAUAAUUUUUAUUGUUAAAACCUUUGACAACGAAGAAUCAAAUGGCUAGUGCAUAAAUCGACGUUGGUGAUUAUCGUAAUCCGGGAGAAUUAAGAUAAAAUCUGGAGACUAGGUCCAAAAUCUUGAAACUCCCGGAUAAUCCGGGAGAGUUGGCAGCCCUGGCAAUAUGACAUAUAAAAAAAUACAUGAUAUCUGCUAUGUCUUUUGAUUGUUACAGUCAAUUUCACGAAACUUUGACCACAAAUUUUCCGAACUUCGUUGCGAAGUUCACAAGAUUGUUGCGAAAUUCAAAAGUUCAUAAUGAGAUUCACAAACCAGUUCGUAAACUACGCAUUUGAUUGGUUUCUUUUCACGGACCAAUCAGGGACUUUGUUUACAAAUUGGCUUGUGAAUUCCAAUAUGAGCUUCCGAACUUCGCAACGAACUUGCGAACUUCGCAACGAAGUUCGGAACAUUUGUGGUCAAAGUUUCGUGAAAUCGACUGUAAAGACAUAUUAGACACUAAAUGCAAUGGGUUGUCGUAAUAUUAAUGAAAUAUGUUUUUAAAAUACAUACAUACAUACAUACAUACAGUACAUACAUAAUCGUACAUACAUACAUACGUAUGUACAGUACGUACAUACAUACUUCGCUCGAAACGUCGAGUUUCUAUUCUGCUUAUUUUUUAAGGUAGUAAUAUAACCACUCAGCACAGCAUUUUUACAUUGGUACUACCUACACUGGUACAGACAGUUUUAGUAUAUAUAUUACAUACAUAAUACUUUAUUUUGACACACUAGCCUCAUCAACAUCAGCUGUUUUUCAUGAGGGGCGUGUUAACUAACUAAUUACACAAAUAAUAUGUACAAAUUAAAGUUACAUGAAGCAUGCAUACAAAGACUAACAGGUAUAUAGACAAAAAUAUAUAAACGAAACAAAUAAAUACUAUUGAGGACAAUUAAGUCGGCUUCAUCUCGCUGUCAGGGUUUUUUAAUUGCACUGUACUCUGUAGCUGACAAUUUGUCGAUCAGAUACACAAAUUUUACAUUUUUUUCUUUUAUUUCUAUAAUUUAUAUCAAUAUAAUUAUAUAUACUAGCAUGAACAAGACAUCAAAGAACUUAAAUUGAAGGUAAUUUCCACAUAUGAAGAAGACAUCAAAGAACUUGAAUUGAAGGUAAUUUCCACAUAUGAAGAAGACAUCAAAGAACUUAAAUUGAAGGUAAUUUCAAUGUCGAAUAAUAAGUUGUAACACAUUAUUUUUCUAUUUUAAGAAAGCUAUUCUAAAAUUAAUUUGUAAAAUAAUUAAGAAUCACUCACAGUAUAUACCAAACUCACUGUCGGUUUUAGCAAAUAGACGCGAGUGUAAUUAUUCUCUGCCAGCCAAUCAUCAACUGUCUGCACCUCGCUUCAAUACAAGAACUAUGAAGAAAUCAGUAGCAUACAGUUUGAGGCGCAAUACACCCUUUCGAUAAUUACGUCACAACAACACUGUUUUCAACUUAGGACCACCUAAAAUGGAAGGAUUUCAAGGGUUUUUUUUUCUCAUGGGCUAUGCAGUAUGCACAGAGAAGCAGAACUUCUUCAAAACAUGCAUGAAAAAGAAUUCUUUAUUUUGACCAAUAAAUGUGGAAAUAAGCUUUAACACGAAAACGAGGCUCACGUCAUGACCUGAAGCUUCGUUCUCGUGUUAAUGCUUAUUUCCAUAUUUAUAAUGAUCAAAAUCCAAAAUUUUUUUCGCGCAUGCGUUGAAGAACGAUGUUCUGCUUCUCUGAGCAUAGCCCAUGAGAAAAAAACUUGAAAUUCUUUCCAUUUAAAAUAAGGUGGAUGGUCCUAAGUUGAAAACAGUGUAGUUGUGACGUAAUUAUCGGAAGGGUGUAUUCUGUGGAAUGCUAUCAAUCGUGAUCAGUGAUCACUCUAACUUAGUCCUUGACGACCACAGUGUAAACGUCUUCGUAAAUAAGGCGACAAGAACGAACACAUUUAUAAACUUCACUUUUUAGAAUAUUAGAUUUAUAGUAACUUUAAUUUAAUAUACUAAAAUAAUGUAGUGUAUGUCGAGGUGUAUGUUAAUGUUAGACAGUUUAAGCUUCGCGUUAUCACAUCAAACGGCAAACGCCAGGCAAAGAAAGAUUUUACGGUAUAUCAGACAAUAAAGAGUAAAUGAACUUGCUGUCUUAAAACUGAAAUACAUAAUUAUUCUUUCGACGCAAGAAAGAAAAUAUGAAAGGAAAACGUUCAACGAAAAUUUUUGCCAAGAAAGUUCGAACCUGCCGUUUGCUGUUCCCGGAAACGUGAAGCUUAAACUCCCUGUUAUGUAAGUGCACGACCCCAAGUUAUUGUUAUUAUAUGGUACAUUAUUAAUGACGAAUUAAUUCACCUCAUUUUAAGUAGUGAUUUAUUCGUAUGAGAUGUGAUUUCAAAACCUCCAAUGCGGACUAGACUAUAGAUUUCAAGUCCUCGCAUUUUGAUCCUGAGUCCGAGGUGAUCAAAUUGCGUGGAUUUGAAAUCUUGUCCAGAUCUCAUAAUCAGAAUUGAAAUAAUACAUUAACCCAUUGAGUGGCAGCGCUCUCCCCCUGACGAGUAAAAUCGUCUGGCGUUAGACAGAGUAAAAUAAUAAAGAAUGGCGCAUCUGGGCGCAUUGCCACUUAAAGGUUAAUUAUAUCCAGUCAAUUUCUCUUGUUUUACACCUAGUAUACUGGAGUUUAUUCAUCCAAAUAUUCCUAUUACAGUGCGUCUACAGUAAGUGGGGCCACUUAGAGAACACUAACCAAUCACAUUGCAGAACAGAAAUUGAAAAAAUCAACAAACGGCGCAUUAGGCAAUCAGCUAAUAUUAGGCCAAAAACAAUUUGAACAAAUAAACGAAUGUCAAACCGUAAAAAUAGACUUGUAAAAGUAAACACUGCAGUUAAUGGCUUGCUGAAUCUUUCUUUUGAUUGGACGAGCUUUAGUUUGAUUAGAUUUUUCUUUUUGUUCUGCAAUGCGAUUGGUUAGUGUUCUUUAAGUGGCCCCACUUACAGUAGACGCACUCAUAAAUCAUUUCCUCACACUGAUAAUUGCAGGCUAAUAGUAACCACCAUUAUUAUAUGGCAAGCAUCAGGUGAAAUGGCGGACUGUGAUUGGUUGAGAAGCACUUUCAGCGGUCCAUUAUUUCCCCAUAAUAGACCGGCGGUCAUUAUGUAGAAACAAACGCAUGCAUUUUAAAACAAAACAGCAAAACUAAUUGAAAAUUUGAAAAUUAUUAUUUAAUUCGUCAUUAAUAAGAUAUCUGCGAAUGGUUUUUAGUGGAAAAGAAGGAAUACGUUGCCACGUUGGUAUUUUUUGUUUUCUAUUUAUCACUUAUUUACUGAGACCGAGGGAAGCAGUGUGUUUUGUGGACCCGAGACCGCCGUCGAGGGGCCACAAAACACACUGCUUUCCCGAGGUCUCAGUAAAUAAGUGUUUUGUUAUAUAGUAUAUAAGUGUCAAAGUAUAAUAAACUUAAUUUGAAACCAAUACUGGAUAUACGGAACGCCGUAAAUGUUUAAUAAAAGUUUAAAAAAUGAACUUUGGAACUUCGUGGUUGACACGCAUGCGUAUUGCGCCCAUUUUAUUAUUGACCGGUCAAUAAAUGUUUGAUUGCGAACCGGUUGCCGAACAUGACGUUUUGUGGACCGACACGUGACACGGGUUUGACCAAUCGGCAAACAGAAAAAUUGAACUUUGACACUAACGAUAUAACAAGACAAAAUGUGUAACACGCUACUAGAUUAAUAUGCAUUUCAAAUCGUGCACUUCUUGUUUGUUUCAAGUAUAAAUGCCUAUAAAUGCCAUAUAAUAAACUUUUUAUUAACCUUGCUUGCUCGGUAUGUACAGAGAGAGAAAUAUCGGGUACCCAGGGUCUUAUCUACAAACCUCGCCCUACGGGCUCGGUCUGUACAAAAAAGACCUCGGUCCGAUAUUUCUCUUUACAGCGUUCGGUUAAUAAGAAGUUAUUCAUGGUGCACAAUAAUUAUCACUUAUUUACUGAGACCGAGGGAAACAGUGUGUUUUGUGACCCGAGACCGUCGAUGUUUCCCGAGGCGAAGCCGAGGGAAACAUCGACGGUCGAGGGUCCACAAAACACACUGCUUUCCCGAGGUCUCAGUAAAUAAGUGUUUUAUUAUAUAUCAAUAGUCAAAGAAACAACAAAUUAAAGAACAAAUGAACGUAAAUACAUGAAAUAUUUUAUUGUUAAAACGUUAUAUUAAACACUGGCUACACUGCAGUUACUUAAAGCGAAAGCUCUAUGGCGAAAGUUUUAAUUACGUACUAGGCAUGUCCAAAGGUCGCAUCUUCACGUGAUGGCGCACGUGAUUUUUUUUAUUAUUCGCCGGUCGAUAACGUAUUAUCUCCCUCUCGCGCUGUUGUGAGGGAGACAGCCUAAUUUCGUCACUCUCACGUAAUAUGCUCUCAACCAAUAAAACACUAGAAAAAUGCGACUUUGACUAUUGAUAUAUAAUUAUCCUAAUUAUAGUGAUUAAACCACCCUUUAUUAAUAGCGUAUGCUUAUUAAUUGUUUCGACAAUGAUAACUACUGUAUAUAUAUAAUCUAUAGAUGUUUCUUAAUUGUCUGUUUGUAUACAGCUUCAACAAAGUGAAAAUCGUUUGCAGCUACUAGAGGAGAAAGAAAAAGAAUUGUGCGAGAAAGAAAAGCAGGCUGCUGUAUGUUGUACUUCAAUUUUUUGCAAUGUUAUUUUCUGUUAUGAUGAACAGGAGCUUACGGCAGAAAGAUUUAUCUUAUGUUAUGAAACACGUGCUCAGAGCUAAUGCGG